CACGAGCUUGCAGCACUCACUCAAGUGAGCGGGCACCUUCUGAAACCCUUGACUUGGAGCGUCGUGAGCAGAAUGAACCAACUAGAGCUCGUGAUGUGUCGAUUAGCUGUGUCUUGGUUCCUAAUCACAGCUAUAAGCCAAGCAUGGGUGUGGCCUCUGCUCAUCGGCACAUUGCUUUACGUGCAGAGCACCACGCUCACAAUUGCCUUCCUGCUGUACCUCUAUUAUGUUGUCGUCGGCCCGGGCUCUAAAGAUGACGCCAACUGCAAGUGGAAGCCGACCUUCCGCAAGUGGCAUAUCUGGAAGGUUAUGGCCUCUUACUUCCCCGGCGCCCGCCUGAUUAAGACCGCCGACCUGGAUCCGGCUGGCCGCUAUAUAUUCGUGAGCCACCCGCACGGCGUCAUCGCCAUUUCCGACUGGCUGGCAUUUGCCACAGAGGCGCUGGGCUUCUCCAAACUGUUCCCAGGCCUGGACCUGCGCUGCGCCACGCUGGCUUCAAACUUCUGGGUGCCUGGUUUGCGUGAGUACAUCCUAUCGCACGGCAUGUGCGGCGUGGGGCGAGACACUCUGGCGCGCGUGCUGACAGGAAAGCCGGGCCGUGCGGUUGUGUUGGUGGUGGGCGGCGCGUCUGAGGCGCUGUUGGCGGCGGAGGGAACUUAUGACCUGGUGCUGCGCAACCGCAAGGGCUUUGUGCGCCUGGCGCUGCAGACCGGCGCCAGUCUGGUGCCGGUGCUGUCGUACGGUGAGACAGACACCUUCCACACCUACAUCCCGCCGCCCUGCAGCCGGGCGGCCGCGGUCAUGAAGGUGCUGAAGCAGGUGUUUGGCUUCUCCACGCCCCUGUGCUGGGGCACCGGACUGUUCGGGGGCUGGGGCAUGCUAGCGCUGCAGGUGCCGCUCACUGUGGUGGUGGGGGCACCCAUACAGGUGGACAAGGUGUCCAGUCCCACGGAGGCUGAGGUGGCGGCGCUGCAUAAGACCUACACGGAGGCACUGCAGAAGCUGUGGGAUGACACAGUGGACAAGUACGGCAAGGGUGUCAAGCGGCCGCUGGCCAUCGUGCAAUGAUACUAUUACUAUUAGCUAGGGACAGCAGUGGCAGACUGGAGCGGCGGCAGCAGCAGCAGCAGCGGGGGAGGCAGCGGCGGUGGCGUCAGCAGUGGCAGGAGCGGCGGUAGCAGCGGCAGGAGCAGAGGGUGCGGUGGAAUCAGGGCGGCGCCAGACUUGGCAGCAGCGUUGUGCGUGCACGGCACAUGAGUGGCACUGAGCGGCAGUAGCAGUAGUGGGAACCGCGGUAGCAGCGGGUGCGGGAGGACUAGGGAACGUUGUCGUUGCGGUUGCCGUCAAACGCAGUAAUGCAGCGAGUGCUGCACGGCAGCAAUAGAUGUUGAGGCCGUGGCUGCCGUUGGGGCCAGUAGGCCUGUUGUUGCCGGUGGCCGUGAUGGGAGCCAGCCACGUGGGGGUUUUGUAUCAGAACACUUGAGAAUACUUACACUGGCAGCGCAGGUGCACAUGCCCCCGCCGCCGCCGGUGGACACGUCAUGGCGACUGAGGCGCCAUACGUUGCCUAAGUCACGCUGCGCGCAGCGAAGCGGUGACGUACGGGUGUGGAGGAUUGGAAGUGGGCAGGUGGCUACUGUACUGGGCAUUGUGUGCAAAUGUGAGACAUGCACGUGCAGGACCGGUAUUCUUUCUUGUGCUGUGGCAUAUGUAUUAUAUCAUGUCUUAUGCUAGACUCGACACUCCUUCUUUGGGACACUGUAGCCGGCGUGCCGGAACCAAUCAUCCAGUAACCGCGUAGCCUCACAUUGAGGCAGGUGCAGGCGAGUGACGCGGCCUUGUGGUUGUUUUGCGCGGGGCGUGGUGGUUAGCGUUCUUGUGAGGAGCCUAGCGCGCUGGCGCCCAAUUAGUGGAGCACCAAUCCCCACGUAUUGUAGUAUAGCUGGUUAGAGCUGGCAUCUAGUAGGUCUGUUGCCGGUGGUUCGUGGUGCACCCGCAAGCCAAGCUGUGUGCGCCGCCAGCGCCCCGGCGUCAGUAUGGAGCCUGCUCAGUACUUGGUCCACCAGCAUUGCGCCGUGCGCGUGGCCGAAUCAGGUCAGUAAGGCUGUCGGUUGCGGCUGCGCAAGGGUAGGAUAGCUUGCAGCCUUGCACGCCCAGGUGCGCAACACCUAACUGUAAUAAGGAUUGCCC
This is a messenger RNA of Chlamydomonas reinhardtii, 2190 nucleotides long. RefSeq lists its product as uncharacterized. NCBI's taxonomy places the organism in Eukaryota, Viridiplantae, Chlorophyta, Chlorophyceae, Chlamydomonadales, Chlamydomonadaceae. The record is from RefSeq and is a predicted model, not a curated record. Gene Ontology annotation, cellular component: endoplasmic reticulum membrane. Bases 73 to 1068 code for a protein of 331 amino acids. Gene Ontology annotation, molecular function: diacylglycerol O-acyltransferase activity. Gene Ontology annotation, biological process: triglyceride biosynthetic process. The transcript is spliced from 8 exons.